This is a messenger RNA of Impatiens glandulifera, 2756 nucleotides long. RefSeq names its product cytochrome c oxidase subunit 3. Gene Ontology annotation, cellular component: mitochondrion; membrane. The transcript has a single exon. Gene Ontology annotation, biological process: mitochondrial electron transport, cytochrome c to oxygen. NCBI's taxonomy places the organism in Eukaryota, Viridiplantae, Streptophyta, Magnoliopsida, Ericales, Balsaminaceae. The record is from RefSeq and is a predicted model, not a curated record. The coding region runs from base 1813 to 2610 and encodes 265 amino acids. Gene Ontology annotation, molecular function: cytochrome-c oxidase activity.
CUAAAGGUAGUGAAGUGAGCCGAGGAGAGGAAGCAUCCUGUUCACCAAUCCGAUCUUCUUUCAGAAGCUGGUAGAGAAUAGGCUGUGAUGCCAGAGGAGAGAGAAUUUCUUUUGUUGAAGAAGCUUAAAAAUAAGCUCUUGCUCAUGAAUCCCUUUCCGGUGCAGAUGAAUAAAUUUGCUGUUUAGCUUGGGACUAGGGCUUGUGAUCCUUAUCUUAACAGUAGAACAAAAAUAACAAAGGAGCUCUCCUAUCCUAAGCAAGCAGCGGAGUCGUAGACCAUUGCUUUAAUGAAAGACGGGAUGGGUUCCUUCUGAUCCUAAGCUGUGAACUCAUGGUCAAAUUCCGAGGUGGGCUUUCCCUUCUCUAUGGUAGCAUGGUCUUCUCCUAGGGUUUCUCUUGGUGGAGGAAGGGCUACUGGAAGCCUAGAAGGAAAAGAAGUCUGGGCUGGGGAACGAAGUGACUUACGGGAUUAAAUAAAGCGAGGGAAAGAAGAAAUGCUCUCUUGCUUGCCCGGCAAAGGGAUAUCAAGAUUCACGUGCGAAGGGACGAGCGAAAGGCUUCCUAGUAAGCCUUGGUUCCUGGUAUAAGAAAGAAAGUAGAGCUAGGCUUCUGUGAGUGAACGAGAUGAGGAUCGAGGCAGUUCCCCCAGGGUAGGUGCUUUCUUCGCGAGUAUGUCUGUUGAUGGCGCUGUGUCCUAUCUGCUCAAGGAAAGCUGUCCAACUGAAUGUGUAACGCAUCAGCGGCAUUUGCUACAUAAUCCGCAUCUGUUGUCAGAAUUGCUACUAUAAGGGAGAAAGGAGUUAAAGUCUGCUUAAUAUUCUAAGAAAAUGAUAAAAUGAACUUCUUGCUAAGAAGAAGAUUAUGUUCUAAGAUCGGGAUUCCUAUUAGAUUAGAUUUAGAUAGAAGUAUUAAAAUCAGGCUCAGGACAUAAGGAUUAGUGGGCAAUUGCCUUAUUUUUUUAUAAAGGAGGAGAGGAAUAGCUCAUUAGAUCCAUGCCACUUCGAACUCCAAGUCUUAAGCGGCAUCUACCUUGCCUUGCUCUGUAGCCGAAAUAGAUAGAUUCAAAGGGCGAAGGAAAGAGAGUUCUUUGAGUGACAGAGAUUCCGAUUCAACUUCUCCCACGGGGAAAGAAAGCCGAUAUAGUGAAGCUAGCCUAUUAGGCGCUGUGUAAGAGCUCUAUGCUAUCUAUGGAAUAGUGGUCAGUACUGCUUGAAAGUUUGAACCAAGUCUUGGAUUCGGAAGAAAAGUAGGCGUAGAGGAUAUUGGGAAAGAUCCCAAAUCUGGUUAACUGCUUUAGGAGUGCCGGCUCCAGGCUAGAGAAAAGAUAGGCUAUGAAGCUGUGGAGUUUAUAGCGAAAGUUUUCUUUUUAGUCACCGAUGGCUAAGAUCCUUCCCUCACUUGUGAAGCCACAUAUCAUAAAUGAAAAUCUUUUUAGUGUGCCAUGAGUGAGGAUAUCGAGAUUGGGUUGGUGUUCAGUAUACUUAAUACAAGAUCGAAAAGAAUGCAUUGGAAGGUCAACUCGAGCUACUUUGGUCAGUGCAAUAGGAAGGAACUUUCUAAGGUCAAUGCGAAUAGAAGUUUACUAUGGUCAGUGCACAGUGUAAGAAAAAAGUGCUUAGUUUCGUUGGAAAAACCAACGCUCAUAUUUACUUUCUCUCGCCCUACUUCUAAAGAUAGAUAGAAAAGGUUGGAGAGAAUGACUUUCUUUUAUAAAAUUCUCUCCUUUCUAAAGCUGCGCAAGGCGGCAGUUACCCAGAACGCUAAAAAAGGUGAAGGGGGGGUUUACAUACAACCGAGUUUUUUAGUGGUUUAUGAUUGAAUCUCAAAGGCAUUCUUAUCAUUUGGUAGAUCCAAGUCCAUGGCCUAUUUCGGGUUCACUCGGAGCUUUGGCAACCACCGUAGGAGGUGUGAUGUACAUGCACUCAUUUCAAGGGGGUGCAACACUUCUCAGUUUGGGCCUUCUAUUUAUCCUAUAUACCAUGUUUGUAUGGUGGCGCGAUGUUCUGCGUGAAUCCACGUUUGAAGGACAUCAUACCAAAGUAGUACAAUUAGGACUUCGAUAUGGUUUUAUUCUGUUUAUCGUAUCGGAGGUUAUGUUCUUUUUUGCUUUUUUUUGGGCUUCUUCUCAUUCUUCUUUGGCACCUACGGUAGAGAUCGGAGGUAUUUGGCCUCCAAAAGGGAUUUGGGUUUUAGAUCCUUGGGAAAUCCCUUUUCUUAAUACCCUUAUUCUCCUUUCAUCCGGAGCAGCCGUAACUUGGGCUCAUCAUGCUAUACUCGCGGGGAAAGAAAAACGAGCAGUUUACGCUUUAGUAACUACCGUUUUACUGGCUCUAGUAUUCACUGGCUUUCAAGGAAUGGAAUAUUUUCAAGCACCUUUCACUAUUUCGGAUAGUAUUUAUGGUUCUACCUUUUUCUUAGCAACUGGCUUUCAUGGUUUUCAUGUUCUUAUAGGUACUCUUUUCUUGAUCAUAUGUGGUAUUCGCCAAUAUCUUGGUCAUCUGACCAAGGAGCAUCACGUUGGCUUUGAAGCAGCUGCAUGGUACUGGCAUUUUGUAGAUGUGGUUCGGUUAUUCCUAUUUGUCUCUAUUUAUUGGUGGGGAGGUAUAUGAAGGAACGAAUCAGUGGAUUGAGGAAUUCAAGCUCGAAGACAAAGAGAACCGGGCUUUUCCAAAGAAUGACUGCAGCUUUCCCACUCCCAUUAUUUUUCAUAUACAAAAAAGUUUCUUCCACUUUCCUACCAAAUCUCUCUGUAUUC